AUGGUUAAGUUUGAUAGAUACUUAGGAAGUAAUUUCGAUGAUGAAGCUUUUCCGAUUAUACCUGUUGAAGCUAGAUGGAUUGAUAAUGGCAUUGAAUGCUCACGUAAACAGUUGCCUCUUAAUUUAGCCUUUGCUAUGACAAUUCACAAAGCACAGAGAUUAAUACUAGAUAAUGCUGUUAUCGAUAUUGGCUCACGUGAACACUCUAUUGGUUUGUCUUAUGUUGGAUUGAGUCGUGUACGAAAAAUAACGGAUUUAGCUAUCCAACAAUACUUUGCUAAAGAUCGCAUCGAUAGAAUUCCACAAUCCCAAAUGUUAAAAGAUAGACUAGCGUACAUUCCAUCUGUAAAUCUUUUAUGA
Panonychus citri (citrus red mite) is the source of this 360-nucleotide messenger RNA. Its product is annotated as ATP-dependent DNA helicase PIF1-like. The transcript has a single exon. NCBI's taxonomy places the organism in Eukaryota, Metazoa, Arthropoda, Arachnida, Trombidiformes, Tetranychidae. The coding region runs from base 1 to 360 and encodes 119 amino acids. The record is from RefSeq and is a predicted model, not a curated record.